AUGAAGACAAACAAUUAUAUGUGGAAACUUGAUUUGUUAGAAUCAAAGUUUAAUAGAUCUACACCCAGAUUUCCUCAUACCAAAAAAUUAUUAAUUGCAAUUAAUCACAAUCACAAAUUAUUGAAGAAAAUCCCUAAAUCACCAGAGGAUGCCCAAGAAGAAAUAGAAAAUAUAAAAUCUGAUAUAUUCCAAAAGAAAUAUCAUUCAGCAUAUUCAAAAUUAUCAAAAGAAGUGGAGAAAAAGACUAUACCGGUGGAAGAUAAAGAAUUUGUAUCGAAAUUGAUUACAUCAAAGCUAAUAAAAAUAAUUCAAAUCGCUUGCUUAAACUCCAAAGAAUUGAAAACAAAUCCCCCAACAUAUAUUGGACAACACCUUCGAGAAAUUAUAAUUGAUAAGUCAAAUGAAUAUAACCCUUCGAGUUUUUACAUCACUUUCUGUCAAAAUGAUAAGGCUGUGAAUAACUUUGUUGCCAAUUUAUGGAACAAUAAGAAUGUAAAGAAGAUUUUGGAUGAAAUUGAAUGGUCAUUCAGAGUGGUUCGUGGAAAUUUGACAAGACAAGAGAAGGAUUCGAGAAUUAAAACUACUGGCGGUAAGGUGAAUUUGAAGGACAAUGAAGGUAGUAAUGGAGAAGACAGUAGCGAAGACGAAAACGGGUCUUUAGAUUUAGAUGAUGCUUAUGACAAGUUUGCUAUUUAUGAUGACAAUGAAAAUGGAUCGGAAGGUGAAGGUCAGCAACCGGAACUAGAUCCUAAUGUCAAUUACAAUGAAGUUACAGAUGAAGAGCCCUCAGAUGAAGAGACGAAAGAGGACUCGUCGGAUGAUUUUUUCGAAGAUGAGCCACCAAAGAAGAAACAGAAACAGAAUGAGGACAGUAAAAAAUCAUUCAAUCUUCCCCAACUUGCCUCUGGUUAUUUUUCUGGAGGCUCUGAUGAUGAAGAAGAAGAAUAUGAUGAUGCUGAUAACGAUAAAGUAGUAAAAGAAAUAACAACACAGAGAAAGAAUCGAAGGGGUCAAAGAGCAAGACAAAAGAUAUGGGCCAAGAAGUAUGGUAAAGAAGCAAAGCAUGUCAAAAAGAAUCAAGAAAUACUUGCAAGCGAAAGACAACGUAGACAAUUGGAGUUUGAAGAAAGACAACGUAAGCGUGAAUUGAAAGCAAAAUUAUUAGCUGAGAAACAACAAACUGGUGCUAACGCAUUACCACUUGGUGAAAGAAAAUCUACUACCAGCACCAUACCACAGCAACUGCUAGGUUCUACCAAUACUGCUACAGCAGAGGAAAAAGCUAUCCAUCCUUCCUGGGAGGCAAAGAGAUUAGAAAAGGAAAAACUCAAGAAUGUUAAAUUCCAAGGUAAAAAAGUUGUUUUUGAUUAG
Messenger RNA from Candida dubliniensis CD36, 1371 nucleotides. It is a transcript of the gene BUD22, whose product is annotated as Bud22p. The record is from RefSeq and is a predicted model, not a curated record. Gene Ontology annotation, biological process: maturation of SSU-rRNA. The transcript has a single exon. Bases 1 to 1371 code for a protein of 456 amino acids. Lineage: Eukaryota; Fungi; Ascomycota; Pichiomycetes; Serinales; Debaryomycetaceae. Gene Ontology annotation, cellular component: nucleus; 90S preribosome.